Molecule: messenger RNA, 1849 nt
Organism: Lodderomyces beijingensis
Lineage: Eukaryota; Fungi; Ascomycota; Pichiomycetes; Serinales; Debaryomycetaceae
Source: the annotation of a GenBank genome assembly
AUGACCAAGGUCACCAAACCCAGAGCCAAGAGGUCUCGUAAUGGCUGCGUAAGCUGCAAGAAAUUGCGCAUCAAGGUAUGUUCGCUGGUCCCCCCCCCCCUUCGAUACUAGAGUUGUGUCUCUUGAUAGUUCAAGUAUACUGACUGAAUCUCAAAACAAAAAAAAGUGCAGUGAAGAGAAACCAAGUUGUGAAUAUUGCUUGCACACAGGCCGCGAGUGCGUUUAUGCGUUGAGUUCUGCAUCGUCGUCGUCGUCGCUGAUAUUGGCACCUCCUAGCGUCCCGUUAGAACCAAGAUACUUGCCCAGGUUUGAAAAUUUAGAGCCAUCGCCAUGUUGUGCGAGUGAAUGCUCGACAGAGCACCCUUCUUAUCAAUCCAGUGUAGCAUACGAUGAUUUCCGAUCCAGCAAUUCAUCAUCAUCACCACCAACAGCUCCAACAUCAGUGCUUGAUCAUUUAACUCCUCAAAUGAAAGCCAUGUUGUUACAUAGAAAACGGUCCAUUGAAGAAGGCAAGCCAACGGAACUCGACCGACUUACCCGCGAGUUGGUCUUGACUCAAGCUUCAACAAUGUUGGGAAUACUGAGAUUCGAACUACGACUAUUGAAAUUUUUCGAUGCUGAGUGCGUUCAGCUUUUUUCGUUUGGGAUAAACGAGGGCAUUCACAAUGCGUGGAAGUUUAAAGUUCCCCAGCUAUUUUUGCACAGUCAUCUCGUUCGACAACUGAUGUUUUCAUUUGCGGCUUUGGGGCUAAGCACGACGAUGGACUUGGAGUCGCUACAAUUGAUCGAUAAUGUGGCGGCAAGUGGCGAUGAAGAAUGGUGGGUUUGGAAAAAAUUGGGUCGCGAUAGCGACAGCGAUGGUGACUUUACUGAACCCGCUUCAAGUAUCGCGUGCUACGACCUUGACAAUAAGAAUCGUGGUAGAAGCCUAUAUUUGCAGACUACCGCGUAUUUCUUGGAGGCAUUAGCGAAAGCCAGAGAGAAAUUGGGCGAGGUUGCCGCCGCCACAACAGCAGCAGCAACAGCAGCAACAGCAGCAGCAGCAACGGGUGCUGCUAUGUUUCAAGACCCCAUAGUAGCGAAAGAAUUGGUCAUUUCCAGCAUCCUCAUGUUUUCAUUCUUGGGGGCACAGCCUCACAAUUUGAUCAAACUAAUAAACUUUGACAAACAGCGCCGGGAUGAAGAAUCAGAUUACAUUUCGGUUGCCGCUGGAUGUAGGGAAACGAUCAAGAACUGCGGCAGCACAAUCCUCCAGACGGAUAUAAGCGGCCUCUUGUUCUACAACCCCGAAAAAGAAUUGCUUGCUCCUGGUUUGAAACAAUGCCGAUACCCCGUAAUUCAAGAUUUGCUUUUGCAGUUGAAUAAUUUCACACAACAAGUACAACUAGAACAGCUAGAACAGGAUCAGGUUGUGAGCCUGCAAACGUCAUUUGAAAGAACCACAUUGAGACUCACAAUUGAUACGCUUGUCAAGGCCCUAUUUGGCUGUCGGCAAUACAAGAUGCCAAUACCUAUGUACAGAUACAUUAUGUUGUUUUCUGAUGACUUCAAAAAUUUGCUAUAUAGCAAGCACCCGUAUGCGUUGCGAAUAUUGUUUGUUUACGCUUGUCUUUGCUCGAUUGUCAGGUUUCAAAUGUACCGAGAAUACAACAUAUGGCGCGACUAUAUCUUGUGGUAUCGGGCGGAAGUUGAUUCGCAAAACUGGGCAUGGCAUGAGAUGGAUGAUGCCUUCUAUUACUUGGUGGUGGAGAAACACUUUAUGUUUUCGCAGUUUCCAGAUCUACCGUUUUUGGACCCGAUCGACCUUCGAGGGAGGGAGUUCAAUGACGAGGGUCAGCUUAUCGAUUGA